GGAGACAAGUCCAGAAAGAAACCUUACGGGGAAGAAGCCGCUGGUACGAGCAGUCCAAGUGGAGGGGGUGUUCUCUGAGCUAUGGAAACACAGACAGAGCAGUGAGGAGGGACAGACUUCAGACAUGUUGGAUGGUUGAGGCGGAAGAGGAGAGCACGAGCUGGACUGAGGAGACACGCGCACCGAAGUUUGGGCUGAAGAAGUUUCCAGCUCUACGGCUUAGCUUGAUCUGGACCAUCGGAGCGGUUUUCCUCCUUCUGACACAUUCCUACGAACCAAAGACACAAACCAUGGUGUCCUGGAUCAUCUCGAGGAGCGUCGUGCUGGUGUUUGGGACGCUGUAUCCUGCGUACUACUCUUACAAAGCUGUCAAAACCAAAAACGUCAAAGAAUAUGUGCGGUGGAUGAUGUACUGGAUUGUGUAUGCCCUCUACACUGUGGUGGAGACCAUCACUGACCUGACAUUGGCCUGGUUUCCUCUGUACUAUGAGCUGAAGGUGGCCUUUGUGAUCUGGCUGCUGUCUCCGUACACCAGAGGAGCCAGUCUCAUUUACAGGAAGUGUCUUCACCCCCUUCUGUCUUCCAAAGAGAGGGAAAUAGAUGAGUACAUUGUGCAGGCCAAGGAGAGGAGCUAUGAGACCAUGGUGAACUUUGGGAAGCAGGGACUGAGCAUCGCCGCCACUGCUGCCGUCUCCGCAGCUGUGAAGGGCCAGGGUGCAAUCACAGAGAAGCUUCGCAGCCUGAGUAUGCAUGACUUGACCCAGAUCAGCCAGCAGGAUGACAGAGGCAGAAACCAGCUGUACCAGUACAGCUCCCACUCAGCCAACCCCGCUGUGAGGAGGUCCCAGAGCACAGAUGCAGCAGACGGGCCAGAGUAUUUCUAUGACCAGGAGGACAGGUCGGAUGAAGACGCCGAGCCCACCUUCUCUGAAGAUGAGGCCGUGACUCAGAAGGGACUGAGACGAUCACAGAGCGUCAAGAUCACCCGAUCCAAAGUCCGCAAAGACGUUCGUUAUGGAUCCUUGAAGAUUAAAGGCAAGAAGAGACCAGCGCUGAGCUCGGUCAACUACGGCAUGUGAACACUACUGCCCCUUGCUGAUGGCAUCGGCCCGUCUUCCUCCUGUCUCUGAUUGGCUGCCGGUGUCGGCCCGUCUUCCUCCUGUCUCUGAUUGGCUGACGGCGUCAGCCCGUCUUCCUCCUGUCUCUGUGAUUGGCUGACGGCGUCAGCCCGUCUUCCUCCUGUCUCUGAUUGGCUGACGGCAUCGGCCCGUCUUCUUCCUGUCUCUGAUUGGCUGACGGUGUCGGCCUGUCUUUCUUUUUUCUCUAAUGAACUCUUUUCUCUUGUGAUUAGCUUUCUGCUGAUGUAUUUAUUCUCAGCUGCUCCAGCACAUUGGAUUUUACUCUAGAUCCCUUUUCAUUCUCUUUGAGUUUUGAUGGACAACAUUGUUUGUUUUGCAUGUGUGUGUUUCUCAUUUUUCAUUAGGAAGUUAAGUUUUUAGAUGUGUUGGUAUAUGUGUAGUGUUUCAGAUUUUGGCUUCAUUUUGUCCACAUAAAUCAUGUUGAGUGUCUUGUAAAUUGACAGUAAGCUUUUGUACCAGGACCAUCAUGUGACAGUUGAGUGUGAGUAGAAACAUGGACGGUGUUGAUUGGACAGUGUCUAUUGCCUGUAGUUCAGGAGGUAAAUGUCUCUGGUGGAUGAAAUGCUGCAGGACAGCUGGACCAAAUGACACUGAACACUUUAUUAACAUUAAUGACAGACUUCAUAUUCAGAUGCAGAGUUUGUCCACUGGGGGGCAGCAGAAGCAGCUGAACUCUGCUGUGGUUUCAGCCUUUGUAGGUGAACAGAUGAGGAGCUGUAGUUGUCCUUUAGAACAGGUGCACUCACAUCACACUUCAUUGACCUUUAAACUAAAACUAACUGUAACUUUAGAAUAAUUUAAAUAGAGUCAGUCUGUCAUAACCCCACCAAAUGAACAGGAGACAUACAUGUUGUAUCUGCAGAUGCAACUGUUUCAUCAGCCAUUACAUUACGUGUUGACUGUUUCAGUAAUCUGUUUAUCAGAGUCAUUUUUAAGACAAAAAAAAUACAGAUUUUUUUU
Messenger RNA from Sphaeramia orbicularis (orbiculate cardinalfish), 2099 nucleotides. RefSeq names its product receptor accessory protein 3b (gene reep3b). Bases 132 to 1079 code for a protein of 315 amino acids. The record is from RefSeq and is a predicted model, not a curated record. Gene Ontology annotation, molecular function: microtubule binding. The transcript has 8 exons. NCBI's taxonomy places the organism in Eukaryota, Metazoa, Chordata, Actinopteri, Kurtiformes, Apogonidae. Gene Ontology annotation, biological process: endoplasmic reticulum tubular network organization. Gene Ontology annotation, cellular component: cytoplasmic microtubule; endoplasmic reticulum tubular network; endoplasmic reticulum membrane.